Molecule: messenger RNA, 3327 nt
Organism: Stegastes partitus (bicolor damselfish)
Lineage: Eukaryota; Metazoa; Chordata; Actinopteri; Pomacentridae
Gene: pdia5
Product: protein disulfide isomerase family A, member 5
Exons: 8
Biological process (GO): protein folding
Cellular component (GO): endoplasmic reticulum
Molecular function (GO): protein disulfide isomerase activity
Source: RefSeq, a predicted model, not a curated record
AUGGUUGAGAGAUCAUCUUGUUCUUCUGUUCUUUUGUCUUUUUUUAGGAAGGGGAAGUUCCUUCACCACUAUGAGAACUACGGAGCCACAGCCAAGGAUAUUGCCGACUGGAUGAAGCACCCUCAGCCCCCACAGCCGAAGACCCCCGAGGUGCCGUGGUCGGAGACAGACUCGCCGGUCUUCCACCUGACCGAUGAGUCCUUUGACAGCUUCCUGGAGGAACAUCCUGCAGCCCUGAUCAUGUUCUACGCCCCCUGGUGUGGCCACUGCAAGAAAAUGAAGCCAGAGUAUGAUGAAGCUGCUGAACUACUCAACAAGGGCGCAGAUAGUCCCGGCGUGUUGGCAGCAGUGGAUGCCACAGUGCACAAAGCUGUGGGGGAUCGCUUCAAGAUCUCCGGUUUCCCAACUGUUAAGUAUUUUGAGAAAGGCGAGGAGAAGUACACGCUGCCACAGCUCCGAAGCAAAGACAAGAUCAUCGAGUUCAUGCACAAUCCCCAGGCGCCUCCUCCACCAGAGCAGUCUUGGGAGGACAAGCCCUCGAGUGUGAGCCAUCUUGGAUCAGAGGACUUCCGAGAGGCUCUGAAGAAGAAAAAACACGCUCUGGUGAUGUUCUACGCUCCCUGGUGUCCACACUGUAAAAACGCUGUCCCCCACUUCACCACAGCAGCAGAGCUCUUCAAAGAGGACCGCAAGAUUGUGUAUGCUGCUGUAGACUGCACAAAAGGACAGAACCAUGAGCUUUGUAAGCAGGAGGGGGUGGAGGGAUACCCGACGUUCAACUACUACAACUACGGCAAGUUUGUGGAAAAAUAUAACGGAGAUCGAGGGGAGGCUGGCUUCACGGGUUUCAUGCGCAGCCUGAGAGGACGUGACCAGGGGAAGGGUGUCAAGAGGAAGGAGGAGCUCUGAGGGCAGCUUGCAGGGGUUGGUGGUGGGGAGGGGGGGCAAUGCACUGUGACCCUUGAGCCUUGCAAGGGCCCUAUCAGCACUGACGUGGGAGACUCGAUGACCUCAGCGAAAGGCUAUUUUUUUAUACCGUGUUGAUCCCGUUUCUAAUAAUACCAACAGAGUACUUACAGUCAGACCAACCACUUGAGAUCUUUUUGUUUUCAUGGAUAUUCUGAUGGGCAGAAAAUACACAGACAAAAAAAAAAAAGGUGAUUAUUAUUAUUUUUGUUUUCUUUUUGCCCAAUCACUGUGACUGAAUAUGUGAAAAGCUACACCCUAUACUGUAUCUAUGCAAUACUGACCCCUGCUUAGCCCUGUGCGUGGGCAGGGGUCUGUGUGACUGACUAACAACCACGGUGGUGGCUGGUGGUGGUUGGUUCAAGGUGGAGGCUGCACUGUCCAUCACUCCACGAGGGUCCUCAUCCAGUCCCAUCAGCUCCGCUCUGUCUCCAGAGGACACCCAUGCUGAAUAUUCACCUGUGGUUCCAAUUUUUUUUUUUGUACAGAAACCUUUACGUCUCUAAAACCAUCCAGAAUAUUGCUUUGUUAUUCUCACAAAUCAUUUGGAAAAUAAUUGCAUUUGUCACCAACAUCUUCAAGAAAAUAAACACUUGUACAGUAAAAUGUGAAGUGCUACAGUAGGUAAUAAGGUACUGUAGUCGUGUGAAAUUGGUUUUGCUUGUAGAAAGGACUUGGAAAAAAUGUUUAGUUUCCUCAGAACUGUGGCCUUAAAGAUAUAAAAAUAUACAAUACCUGGAAUUGCGGAAAUAUAAUAAAUGGAGGGGGAGUCAGAGGCCUGGUGCCCUUGGAAAGUCCCUCGUGACGCAAACCAGACCACGUCAAAAGAAAAAGAACAAAACAUGAAAUGCCAAAUAUUACUGCAAAUCGCCCUUUGUAUGUUCAUGCUUUGUACAUUUCCAAGUGUGACUAACGUUUCCAGCGGUAGUGAUGUUUUACCUGUUGUUUCCUCCUCUGUUGCUCGUUCAGACUGGGAUCGUAUUAAUGUUUUAACAAGGGUAGGGCUCAUUUCCAUAAGCAUGGGAGAUGCUCAAGCGUGACGGCUAAAUAUUGCAUGUCGAUCAUAAAAUGUCCAAAACAUGAAUCUUACCUCCCAUCUACUGAAGCAAUCACGGAUUCUGCUGAACAUCCCACAGUCCCCCUCUGCAUGCACAUACUGCUGGAAUAAUUUAGACCUCUGGUUUACCCUUUGCAAUUCAGGUUUCUUUUUUUUUUUUAUUAUUAUUAUUAUUCUUAUUUUAAGGUUGCCCAAUCUGUUUUGCAUUUCCGCCACUUUCUGCUGAACCGAACAACACCAAGGAGUCGAAAUAACAGCACUCUGGACAUUUUCGCCUCAGUCUGUGUCUACCUGCCUUGCCUUGGCCUGGAAUUACUCUGCUUCGAUUAGCCCGGACAGUGCUCUCCCAUGCCUUCCAUCAUAUUUCCAAAACGGAUGACUUCACACUACAUCCAAGGAGUAAUUAAGUAUGAGGUGAAGUCUCCAGGUCCUCUUCCAUUUCUCGCAGCAUAACACCAUCAGUUUGGGGCCGUCAUCAUCAUUACCUUUUGUGACAACUUUUUUUUUUUAAUUUUGUGUUUUCAACUCCCAUGCUUCGGCCUCUAUGAAUAUUUAAAGGCUUAUCUGUAGCUGAACUUGUGUUUUAUUAUUCAACACUUUGGUUUCUUUCAUUAUGAAUAAGGUUCUCAGGGAUAGCGAAACACAGUUAAAGGGAACUCGUUUGUUUGUAAUUUUGCAUUCCAGCGGAAUAAUUUUGAAUCCUUAGGUCACCAAAUUAAAUAUUGUUUACAUUUAUAUCCCAAGGUAUAAAAAAAAAACAACAACUAUUGAAUUGUCCUUUCUCUGUGCUACAUCAUGACAUGUAUUGAUUAAUGUUGUCAGUAGACAUUACUGAACCAUCUCAAAUUGACAUUGUGAUUCUUGAUGAACUCAUUCCAAGUGAAGCUGUCUCAAAUGUUCUGGCUGGCACCAAACACAUUUUUUGUGUGUGUUCAGUGUGGUUGUUAUCACUUCAUGAUAUGCAAGAGCAUUUUGAAAGAGUGCUUUCUAUAUUAGGUGUUGGGUGACAUAUCGCUGUAAUUAAGUGUUCACUCUCCUCUCAAGGUGCAACAAUUACCUUUGAUUACUCUGUUUUUGUUUCGAAGCAUCCGCACUGACGUCAUAUAUUUGGUGAAUAAUAGACAGACUUUAUCCCUUAUCCCAAAGGUAUCCAUGCUGUGUGGGAAUUUUUCACACUUAUGCCAAGAAGUCAUUGUUGCCUUUGUUGUUUUCUUUUUUUGUUUGUUUGUUUCUGUGCCCAGCCAUAUGUACAGUUUUGCCCCUUGCAGUAAGGAAAAAAAUAAUAAAGCCAAACAUUUCCAAAA